Messenger RNA from Brenthis ino (lesser marbled fritillary), 1362 nucleotides. NCBI's taxonomy places the organism in Eukaryota, Metazoa, Arthropoda, Insecta, Lepidoptera, Nymphalidae. The record is from the annotation of a GenBank genome assembly.
AUGAAUUAUAAUUUGACCAGGUUGAUUUCUCCUUUAAUAUUGAGAAAUUAUAGUAAAGCAAAUAUCCUCAGACCUAAAAGAGUGAGAACAAAAAAAGAUAUGGAGGCAAAAUGUAGAGAAGAUCCUGUUGUAAUCAAACUCAACACUCCUGAAUUUCAUAAUAUUUUCUCACAAGAAGUACUUGAUUUAAAAAAGCUUUUUGAUAAAUAUCAGUAUGAAAUAAGGAUUGCUGGAGGGGCCGUAAGAGAUUUGUUGCUAGGUCAACCAGCGAAAGACUUAGAUUUUGCUACUACUGCUACCCCAGAGCAAAUGAAAGAAAUGUUUACUGUUGAGAAUGUCCGAAUGAUUAACAUGAGUGGAGAGAAGCAUGGAACAAUCACACCUAGGAUCAAUGAUAAGGAAAACUUUGAAGUCACUACACUUAGGAUAGACAUGGUUACAGAUGGAAGGCAUGCUGAAGUAGAAUUCACUAAAGAUUGGAAAUUGGAUGCUAAUAGACGAGAUCUUACAAUUAAUUCAAUGUUUCUUGGAUUUGAUGGAUCAGUGUAUGAUUAUUUUUAUGGGUAUGACGAUCUGCAAAAGAGAAGGGUUGCGUUUGUUGGUGACCCAGAUGUUCGAAUCAAAGAAGAUUAUUUAAGAAUUAUGAGAUAUUUUAGAUUUUAUGGAAGGAUUGCAGAAAAUCCUAAUAAUCAUGAUCAAAAUACACUCAAUAUUAUAAAAAAAAAUAUAGAUGGCUUACAAAAUGUGUCUGGAGAAAGAAUUUGGAUGGAAUUAAAAAAGACAUUAGAAGGAAACUUUGCUGGUGACUUGUUAAAAACUAUGUUGAGUUUAGGUAUUGGACAAUAUAUAGGUAUACCAAAUCCUAAUUUAGAAGAACUGAAGAAGUUAUUAAAAAGAAGUCAACAUUUAGGUUUAUAUCCAAUGACUUAUUUAGCUGCACUCUUACAAAAUAUAGAUGAUGUGACAGUACUGCACAGUAGGCUAAAAUUUUCCAGCUAUGAUAGAGACAUGGCGUACUUCAUUGUAGAAAAUAGAGAUGACAAGACAGGCUCUAGACCGUUAUUACCAUAUGAGAAAUUAGUAUUAAACACUAAAAUCAAACAAAAAGAAGCUGUUGAAUAUGUGAGAGAGGUUCUGAAAUAUAAAGGAGAUGAAAAGCUUUUAGAGGAAUUUAAUAAUUGGGAAAUACCGAAAUUUCCAGUGACUGGUAAAAUUUUAAAGGAGAGUGGAGUCCCUCCAGGCAAAAUGUAUGGACCAAUUAUGAAUAAAUUGAAAGAUCUUUGGAUUGAAAAUGAGUAUAAACAUACCACAGAAGACUUAGCUAAAAUAAUACCAAGUAUUAUUGAAGAAUUUCAAAGAAAA